CGUGACUUAGAAGCCAAGAUGGCGGCUUCUCUCUCCACGAAAAAAUUUUGGAAGCCGGGGUCUGAGGCACCGGGGAUUUCGGAGGAACGGGAGCUCACUUCAGAGACCACCGGCUCCCCCGUCAUUUACAAUCCGAACACUGCUCUGUCCAUAGAGAAUCAGCGGCAGAGGCUCCCCGUCUUUAAGCACAGGAAUAAUAUUUUGUACUUGGUUGAGACCUUCCAAACCGUCAUCAUUGUUGGAGAGACAGGAUGUGGAAAAACAACACAGAUACCUCAGUACUUGCUGGAAGCUGGUUGGGCUGCAGAAGGAAAAGUGAUUGGGGUGACACAGCCUCGUCGUGUGGCAGCCAUCUCUGUGGCAGGUCGCGUUGCAGAGGAACGAGGGGCUCUUUUGGGCCAUGAAGUUGGGUAUACCAUACGUUUCGAUGACUGUUCCGAUCCCCAAGCAACAAGAAUAAAGUUCCUUACAGAUGGGAUGCUGGUGCGGGAGAUGAUGGCAGAUCCUCUUUUGAAGAAAUACAGUGUUUUGAUGCUGGAUGAAGCACACGAGAGAACCCUUUAUACAGAUAUAGCCAUAGGUUUACUAAAGAAGAUUCAAAAGAAGCGACGGGACCUGCGGGUGAUUGUAGCCUCUGCUACCCUGGAUGCCAAGAAAUUCCAUGAGUUCUUCAACUUGAAUGAAUCUGGUGAUCCUAAUAAAGACACGUGUGGCAUUCUGACAGUUGAAGGACGCACCUUUCCUGUGGAUAUUUUCUACACUAUCAGUCCUGUGCCAGACUAUGUGAAGGCUACUGUGGAGACUGUGCUGAAAAUUCAUGAGACAGAGGAUGAUGGAGACGUUUUGGCGUUUCUAACUGGGCAGGAAGAGGUGGAAAAAGUGGUGUCUCUUCUAGUGGAGCAAGCACGAACUCUGUCUCGAUAUGGCAUGAAGAAACAUCUCAGAAUUUUGCCUAUGUAUUCUGGACUGCCUUAUGCUGAUCAGAUGAAAGUAUUUGAAAGGACAUCCCCUUCUGUCCGCAAGGUUGUGGUGGCUACAAACAUUGCAGAGACUUCCAUUACUAUAAAUGGAAUCGUAUUUGUUAUUGAUUGUGCAUUUGUGAAACUGCGGGCUUAUAACCCUCGCACUGCCUUUGAAUCGCUGGUUGUUACCCCGAUUUCCAAAGCUUCGGCAAGCCAAAGAGCUGGGAGAGCUGGAAGAAACCGACCAGGCAAAUGUUUUAGGUUAUACACAGAGGAGGACUAUGAGAAACUGCCUGCUGCGACUGUGCCAGAGAUGCAGCGGACCAAUUUGGCUCCUGUCAUCCUGCAGCUCAAAGCAUUAGGCAUUGACAAUGUGCUGCGCUUCAGUUUUCUCUCCGCUCCGCCCGCUCAGACUAUGGUUCAAGCAUUGGAGUUGCUCUAUGCUUUGGGAGGCUUGGAUCAUUAUGGGCGUUUGACUGAUCCUAUGGGGUUACGGAUGGCUGAAUUUCCCCUCAGCCCAAUGUUUGCAAAGAUGCUUCUUGAGUCUGGAAACUUUGGGUGCUCCAAAGAAAUUGUCACUAUUGCAGCGAUGAUGCAAAUUCAGAAUAUAUUUGUUGUUCCUCCCAACCAGAAAAAAGUAGCUGCUCGAGAGCACCGGAAAUUUGCUGUAGCAGAAGGAGACCACCUCACAAUGUUAAAUGUUUAUGAAGCAUUUAUAAAGCAUCAAAAAAGCUCCCAGUGGUGCCAGCAACACUUUCUGAAUUAUAAGGGGCUGCUGAGAGCGCUGACUGUGCGAGAACAGCUGCGACGUCUCAUGAACAAAUUUAAGGUGCCAAAGACGUCCAGUGAAGGCGACCCAGAUGUGAUCUUGAGGUGCAUUGUGUCUGGGUUUUUUGCCAAUGCUGCCCGAAUUCACCACUCUGGUUCAUACAGAACUUUACGUGAUGAUCGUGAGCUCCAUAUUCACCCUAAUUCUGUGUUGUAUGGAGAGAAACCACCAAAAUGGGUUGUUUUUAAUGAAGUGGUCCAAACAACAAAGUACUACAUGCGGGAUGUGACGGCUGUUGAGUCGUCUUGGUUGGUUGAGUUGGCCCCACACUUUUACAAACAGGCUAAGCACGGUUCCCUGGCCAGUAAGAGGUCCCGGGUGUUGUAACUUCAGCCAUCUCAUCUAAUUUAGAAGCCCUGAUUUCCAGCUGCCACCAUUCCUCAUUCCAUUUCAUUGUAUAUAAAUGUAUUUAUAGCCUAUAUUUAUGGUCCACGUGCACAAGCCAUUCACUCCAUUGAUCUGUGCUGAAACAGAAGCUAAUGACUGAUAUUUGGUCUGCAUGAAAAGCUGCUUCCUUUACUUUGAUUUGUCUGUGACAAUGAGAAGAAGUAAUAGAAGAUGUUUGAAGCGUGACUGUUUAGAAUAGCAGGUAAAUCCUAAUGUGUACAUAACUAGAGCAGGUUCAAGCCAUGUAAAGGUGCCACACCUGGACUUUGGCUUCAGUAUUUUUUUUUGUUUUUUGAAUGAUAAGUAAUGAACGAUCUUUGGCUGUGAGGAGGUUUCACUUUGAGUGCCUUUAGGUUUAUAAUUGCAUUAGAUGUCCAUUUAAUUAUAUUUUUUUAAUUUGAUGCAGAUAAAAGAAAUUUACUUUUAAUACCCAUUAUUAUUUGCGACCUUUGAAAAGCCUCCAAACAACCUAGCUUAAAUAUAUCGGCCUUGUCACCACAUAGUGCCAGUUUUAGUCAGUUUAUUUCACAUUUCAAGACAAUGGAAUGUGCAAAUAUCUUAUGUUAACACUGUAAAUGGAAAACUGUGAAUUUAAACCUACAGAUAAAGUGCCGUUUGUUUUAUGAUAACACAAUCAUAAGAGAAGUAAAAACUUAACAAAGCUGUAGCAUUUAUAAGAGGCUUCUCCAUAUACAGUAUAACGUGCAUGCCACUUUAAAGCUAACUGCUGAAUUUAAUUGGAAAUUACUAAUGGGAAAAUUCAGAGUAGGCUAUUUCCAGUGCAUUUUUAGAUUGUGGCUUGCAUAAAAUGAAAAACUGUCUUGGAAGUAGCAACAUUAUUCAUUUAAACAGAAAAAAAUGAAUGCUUAAUUAUUCUUACCACCCUGUAUUAAUUGAAUGUAGUAGUAUUCUGUUGUGAUGCACUUUGACAGGUGUAUAUCGCAGAAAACCUCUAGAUUUGAGCCAACUCACAAUCUUGCCUUUAUAUCACAUUGGCCAACAUUUUUGAUGUGAGUGAAAAAAGAUUUUGCAGUAUUUUAUUCACUGCAUGUAGCUUUAACAUUUAUGUUUUGUUUCAGCCUGAAGCAUUCUGUGCACAAAAUACAGUUGUAUUACUCUUUGAUGGGAUUAGCUUUAAAGCCAUAAAGUCACAGAUUUUUACUUAGACCUGCAUGUUUUUCAGUCAAUACUUGUUCCAGUAUAAACUAAAAGUUGUACUUCAACACAGGGAAACAAACUUUAGAAUAGAGUAGGGUAAACGUAUUGAUUACUUAGACAGGGAUGAGUUGCAUGUUAAACUGGACCUAGCCUAAAUACCUUAAUUGAUUGUACUUGAAGUCUUUUCAUGUUGAGACAAAAUGACAAAACCUGUUUGAUCUCAUUUGUGCUGACACUUGGAUCUGUAAAACUGUAACUGUACUUCUGUAAGAAUACUCUCUGUGCCCUUCUCUCCUCACACCCAAUAAAGCAUUAUUACCAUGCACUUAUAUUAAAUUU
Molecule: messenger RNA, 3675 nt
Organism: Periophthalmus magnuspinnatus
Lineage: Eukaryota; Metazoa; Chordata; Actinopteri; Gobiiformes; Gobiidae
Gene: dhx35
Product: DEAH-box helicase 35
Exons: 21
Coding region: 19-2118 (699 amino acids)
Cellular component (GO): catalytic step 2 spliceosome; intracellular anatomical structure
Molecular function (GO): RNA binding; ATP binding
Source: RefSeq, a predicted model, not a curated record